Arxiozyma heterogenica is the source of this 1413-nucleotide messenger RNA. RefSeq names its product oxysterol-binding protein OSH6 (gene OSH6). Gene Ontology annotation, cellular component: cortical endoplasmic reticulum; membrane; cytosol. Gene Ontology annotation, molecular function: sterol binding. Bases 1 to 1413 code for a protein of 470 amino acids. The transcript has a single exon. Gene Ontology annotation, biological process: exocytosis; maintenance of cell polarity; endocytosis. The record is from RefSeq and is a predicted model, not a curated record. NCBI's taxonomy places the organism in Eukaryota, Fungi, Ascomycota, Saccharomycetes, Saccharomycetales, Saccharomycetaceae.
AUGUCAUCUUUAUCUAAAUUGGUUAGUAAACCUUUGUCAACAACUCGUGAGUCAUCAUCUAAUAAAGUAACCGAUAUCUCUAAAUCAUCUUCCACAAAUUUAAAUACAAAAUCUGAUUCGGCUUCUAAUAUUAGUCGUACCAUGGGGACUACCGUGGAAAAUAUAACAGAAAAGCAAGAGGAAGAAAUAAACACAGAUGAUAUUGAUGAAAAUGAUGAUGCUGGUCAGAGUAUUUUACUCAAUAUCAUCUCCCAAUUAAGACCCGGUUCAGAUUUAUCUCGAAUUACCUUACCAACUUUUAUUUUAGAGAAAAAGUCCAUGUUAGAACGUAUCACAAAUCAAUUGCAAUUCCCAGAUAUCUUAUUAGAUGCACAUAAUGGACCAGAUCCUUUAUCUAGAUUUUUUCAGAUCGUGAAAUGGUAUAUGUCUGGGUGGCAUAUUGCUCCAAAGGCUGUUAAGAAACCGUUAAAUCCAAUCUUGGGUGAAUAUUUCACUGCAUAUUGGGAUUUACCAAAUAAACAACAGGCAUUUUAUAUCGCUGAACAAACAAGUCAUCAUCCACCUGAAUCUGCAUACUUUUAUAUGAUCCCAGAGUCUCAUAUUCGGGUGGAUGGUGUGGUUAUUCCUAAAUCUAGAUUCCUAGGAAAUUCAUCUGCUGCUAUGAUGGAAGGGUUGACGGUGGUAACUUUUUUGGACAUUAUUGAUGAGACUACAGGAAAACCAGAAAAAUACACUUUGACACAGCCAAAUAUGUAUGCUAGAGGUAUUCUUUUCGGUAAGAUGAGAUUCGAAUUGGGUGAUCAUAUGAUUAUAAAGUCUUCUAAAUAUGAAGCAAAUAUUGAAUUCAAAACAAAGGGAUUUAUUGGCGGUACCUAUGAUGCCGUUCAGGGGACAAUUCGUGAGAUCAAUGGAAAAUCCUUAUAUGAAAUCACAGGGAAAUGGAAUGAUGUUAUGUAUUAUAAAGAUUUACGUAAUAAAUUAAGCUCAAAGAAUCAAAUCCUUUUUGACACACAUACUUGUCAUCCAGUUAGACCAAAAGUACGUCCUUUAGAAGAACAAGGACAAUAUGAGUCUAGAAGAUUAUGGAAAAAAGUGACAGAUGCACUAGCUAAACGUGAUCAUAAAGUAGCUACUGAAGAAAAAUUCCAGAUUGAAGAUUAUCAAAGAAGAUUGGCUAAGAAACGAGUAGAAGACGGUGUUGAGUGGUAUCCUAAAUUAUUUAGAAAAGUUAAACCAGGUUCAGAUUUGGAUUAUUAUAUAUAUAAAAAUAUCCCAGAUGGUGUAGAUAAUGUGGAAGAACAAAUUAAAAGUAUCUUAGAGAUUGCACCAAUCUUGCCGGGACAAAAAUUCACACAAAGAUUUUCUAUACCAGCCUACAAGAAACAUGAAUUACAAAAUCAAUCAAAAUCAUAA